Messenger RNA from Morchella sextelata, 3492 nucleotides. RefSeq lists its product as uncharacterized. The record is from RefSeq and is a predicted model, not a curated record. Bases 1 to 3492 code for a protein of 1163 amino acids. NCBI's taxonomy places the organism in Eukaryota, Fungi, Ascomycota, Pezizomycetes, Pezizales, Morchellaceae. Gene Ontology annotation, molecular function: ATP binding; ATP-dependent chromatin remodeler activity. The transcript has 5 exons.
AUGUCUUCUCCAACAACCACCAUAUCAAUAGCUACACCUCGCCACAACAGAUCCCUUACUAACAACCCUAGCGAGUCCUCACCAACACCACGCAAGCGCAAACGCAAUGCAAGCACUGCAAGAAGCCAACAAUUCCUGGCAACGAUAGAGCUCCUUAAUGACCUCGGUAACUUCUGUGGCGUUGGAACUAUCGACAUGCCCAUGCCACGCAGGGCUGCUGUGGGCAUGGAGGCGCCGGAUGGCUGGUUCUGGCUUGAAACUCCGGGACGGUCUUACCAAUUCCCCAAGCAGUCGAUACAGGCCAAGAUGGUUGUACUUGUCGAAGCUGGGUGGUUGAGAUGCACCUACCAGAUGAUUCCUAACUCACAAUCAAGUGCCAGGCUUAGGAUCUACGUUCUCCCAGAUGAUGUUGGCAGGACUUAUAUCAAACGGGAAGACACAACCCUGCGGAAAUGUUUGAAAGUCGUUGUUUCAGCGACAGAUGAUUCAAAGCAGAAAUGGGAAAUGAGCGAAAGUCCAGACUGCGAAAGACAAGAUGUACCAGAGAACGAGGGGACCGCUAGUCUGUUCUACAUGUUCAACAAAUUGAAGUCACCUGCACCAGAUUCGGAAAGUUUCUGGAUCAAGGAUGAAAACACAAAGGAGUUGAUUAAUGACGUCCUUACCACAGAUUUGCCAGAGAUAAAGACCACCCUAUAUAGGCAUCAGAAGAGGACUGUAGCAAUGAUGAUGCAAAAGGAGCUGGCACCAGAGCAAACAAUGGACCCUAGGUUGACAAAUGUACAUGGACCCGAUGGAGGUGUCUAUUUUCACGACUUUGAGACUACAGAGCUCUUCCAGGACCCAAGGUAUUUUGAGGAUGUGAAGGGUGGUAUUUUGGCUGAGGAAAUGGGCACUGGUAAAACCCUCGUGUGUUUAGCCCUUAUCCUUGCUACAAAAACCCAGGUCAGCUUCACCCCCGAAGAAUAUGAACAACCUCCACAAGUCCGCCCCGCUGUGGGCAGCUUAAUGGAUAUGUGCAUUGCAUCCAUCUGGCGCAACGCCAUCCCAUGGAAGCAAUACUCAGGCACCGACCAGCUGCCCGAUAACUGCGAAAGGGCAAUCCUGGACAGCCAUGGCUACUACGAAAUACAGCCACCCAUGCGGUCCCGCAGCAGCCGCUACGACGCUGACCCCGCGCUCAAAGAAAAGAUCUACCUCGGGUCUGGGACCAUUAUCGUGUGUCCCCAGAACCUUGUUGAACAGUGGCAGGGCGAGAUAGAGAAGCACUUAGAAAAGGAUGCUCUCAAGGUUCUCACGUGCGGGAAUUCCAAGGAUCUGAUACCAACUAUUCAGGAGCUGCUGAAAUACGAUGUCGUCAUCUUCUCGAGAAGCAGGUUCGAUAAAGAAGCGCGGGAAGGACUCGAUCAAAGAGGCCGCAGGGAAUCGGGUGGGAAGCCACUCAUCUGUACGUGCCCAUACGUGGGAGCAACGCGGACCCCGAACUGUUCCUGCUUCAGAAAAGAAGAUGUUUAUAAGUCCCCGCUCAUGUCGAUCCACUGGAAGAGGCUUAUUGUCGACGAAGGUCAUUCCAUGGCAUCAGGCUCAAAGACAAAUAGUGUCCUGGUUGCCGAUAAGCUUCCCGUAGAGCGCCGGUGGAUCGUGACAGGAACACCAACCAGCGAGCUUGUCGGUAUUAUGACUGGGACGGCGAUGGACAGCGUAGAGGACCAGGAGGCCUAUAUGGAUAAGCUUCUUGAGGAUAGGAAGGAGAUCAAGAUCAAUGAAGCCGCACAGCUGGAAAGGGUUGGGAAGAUGGUGUGCGACUUCCUCAAGCAGGAGCCGUGGACUUUAUCCCAGUGGAAGCGGUACAUGAAUCCCACACGGAUGAAGUCCAUGCUCGAGAAGUUCUUCAUCCGCCACACGGCUAAGGAUAUAACGUUCUCUGUAGAACUUCCGCCCUUGUACCAGAAGGAUGUGGCUUUGGAGCCUAGUUACUUUGACAAGAUCUCUAUGAACCUGUUUAUUGGAGCGUUGGCAGUCAAUGCGGUAACCAGUGAGAGGUCAGAUAAGGACUAUAUGUUCCACAAAGACAACAAGGCUAACCUAAGGAAACUGACUGAUAACCUUCUGAAGAGAGCUGGGUUCUAUUGGUCCGGAUACUCUCCUGAGGACAUUGGAUCGUAUGUCAAGACCAGUAGGAAGUAUCGAAAGACCAAGAACUGCACACCCGAAGACAAGACACUGCUCGAGAAGUCCAUCGCCGCCGGAGAAACAGCUCUCAACGAUCCAACAUGGAGAAAUAUCACCACCUACCACGAGAUGGUCUACUUCCUCUCCGACUUUCCCAACCAGCUCGCCGAGCAAUGGGGACUCAUCCCCGGCGCCACCCCCAGGAACGGCCUCCACGAAAUUAGCGGCGCCCAAAUCCAGAAUCUCCAAAAGUCCCUCAACGCCCAUAGCUGGCUCGAAUACGACGCCCUAAUACUCAAGCUCAAAGCACUCGGCCGGGCCUUCCACAACACCCGCGAUAGCAAGCACCACCCCCAACCAGGCAACGACCCCCACCACACCGCCACCCCCAAAACCCCCCCGCCAACCCGCCCACGCUUCCCCGACCUCUCCACCAUGCCCGCCCUCUCAAAACCGCAUAUUGUCGGCACGGCCUCCAAAAAGCUAACCUACCUCGUCACUGAAAUCCGCAAGCACCACACCACCGAGAAAACUCUCGUCUUCUACGAAGACCAGGACACCGCCUGGUACCUCACCCAGGCGCUCGAGCUCCUCGGCAUCGAAACCCUCGCCUACUCCACUGGCCUCAGCCCCACCCUAAAGUCACUCCACCUCCGCACCUUCCAGGAAUCGCAAAAGUACCGCGUCCUCAUCAUGGACCUGCGCCAGGCUGCGCAUGGCCUCAAUGUCUGCGCCGCCUCGCGCGUCUACUUUGUCAACCCGGUCUGGCGCGGCGACGUCGAGCGGCAGGCCGUGAAGCGCGCGCACCGAAUCGGGCAGACGAGAGAGGUACACGUCGAGACGCUGUACCUGAAGGGUACGGUCGAAGAGGCCGUGUUGGCGCGCCGAAGGGAGAUGUCGGAGCGCGAGAGAGGCGAUGCAAAGACGCUGGUGGACGACGAGGCCAUGUGCGAGAUUAUCAGGGACUGGGAGUUCCUGCCGAUCACGGCGGGGGAGGAGAAGCGUCCUGCGUGUAUGUUGGAGGACUCCGAGCCGCUGUUUGGGCACGGCAAGCAUGGCGGCGUGUAUGACAAGGUUGAGGGGCUUCCGGGCGAUCCGGCGGUGGCGCAGGUGAAGAGGGAGAGGAGGUCUAGGGCUACGUCUACGCCAAAGAGGAAGAGGACGCCGGGCGCGGAGGAGCCGCCCAAGAGGAAGAGGUAUGGGUUUAUGGGGAAUCCGGGGAGGGAUUGGGUCCCGGAGGAGGGGGAGGAGGAUACUGGGGAUGGUAAUGACUCGGGGGCCUCGGGGGCCGCAGGGACGAAGGUCGUUCGGUUUGCGUGA